This is a messenger RNA of Nerophis ophidion (straightnose pipefish), 2034 nucleotides long. RefSeq names its product RNA-binding protein 4.1-like. Gene Ontology annotation, molecular function: mRNA binding; zinc ion binding. The transcript is spliced from 4 exons. The coding region runs from base 174 to 1349 and encodes 391 amino acids. The record is from RefSeq and is a predicted model, not a curated record. Gene Ontology annotation, cellular component: cytosol; nuclear speck. Lineage: Eukaryota; Metazoa; Chordata; Actinopteri; Syngnathiformes; Syngnathidae. Gene Ontology annotation, biological process: mRNA splicing, via spliceosome.
UGUCCGCCACAAAUGUCCUGUGGGGGGCAGCAACGUGCCUGUGUGGCGUUGAGCCGCACGAUUAUCCUCACAGAGGUAGACGGAGCGUCACCGCCACAAUUCAGGCGCCAUUUCCCUUCUCAUUCAUUGGCGGCGAGGCCUGUUUCUCUUUUUUACUGGUUCCAUUGGCAGUCAUGGUGAAAAUAUUCAUCGGCAAUCUUGCCAGCAACAGCAGCCCAGAGGAGCUUCGAGCCCUCUUUGAGAAGUAUGGUAAAGUCACUGAAUGUGACAUAGUCAAAAACUUUGGCUUUGUACACAUGAGCAGCUUGUCCGAGGCGGAGGAGGCCAUUCGGAACCUCAACCAGCACCUGCUGAAUGGCUGGCGCAUUAACGUGGAGCUGAGCAAAGGCAGGCCAAAGUCCAGCACCAAGCUGCAUGUGGGCAACUUAGGAGAAGGCGUUACCAACGAAAUUUUGCGGGGCAAGUUUGAAGAGUUUGGCUCGGUAGUAGAGUGUGAUGUAGUGAAGGACUUUGCCUUUGUUCACAUGGAAAGAAUGGAAGAUGCCAUGGAAGCCAUUAAUAAGAUGGACAACACUGCCUUCAAAGGCAAACUGAUGAGUGUACAACUGUCCACCAGUCGGCUUCGCACCGCCCCGGGAAUGGGAGAUCAUACCGGAUGCUUUGUCUGCGGGAAACAUGGUCACUGGUCAAAAGAUUGUCCAGUCGAUCGCAACAAUAGCCAGAACGAAGAAGACAUGAGAGGUCACGGCGGUCGGGGAUCUCCACGCGGUCCCCCAGGUUUCGGAAGGGGAGGCCCCGGACGGGGUGGCUUUGACAGGGGUGGCCACGGAAUGGCCCCCGCUCCACCUGAUUACAUGCAAGGCUCUGCGUAUAGUCGGCCAAGUUAUGGCGCAGGAAUGCCGCCUCCUCCGCGGAGGCCUGGUGGCGCUGAGGUGGGAGAUCGGUACGGUGAGAGGUCACCAGUUUACGGCCGUGAACGUGCUUAUAGCAGCAGUGUUGACUACUAUGAGAAGUUCAGAGCUCGCCCUUUCGGCUCAAGCUAUUUCGAGGAACGCCGUAUGUCCUAUCUCCCUCCUCCCCCUCCCCCACCCCCACCUCCUCCUCCCUCUUCCCUCCCAAAGUACUCGAGUAUGGAUCCGUACGACCGGCGUCCCCCGCCUCCUCCAGUGCCGACCGCUUCCGCCGCGGCUUACUAUGCGAGAGAGCACAACCCAAUCAGCCGAGUACCCAUCUCCUCGGCAGGCUAUGCCUACGAGCGAAAACGCCUGUCGCCCGUGCCUGUGGCUAGGGGCCCGUACCCGGUGCCACGGCCGAAGGAGCACUAUGUACAGCGCUACGCUCCUUACUAAGCCCAAGGUGUGUUGCAGACUUUCCGUGGCGGUCAUUUGGUCAGCUUCCUGACUCCCAUCAGUCUGCGUCGUUUUUGGAAACUUCAGAAUGGAAAUUGUUUCAACACCUGCAGCACAUAGAGUCCCACUUUUUUUGUUCUUGCUGCAGAUUGUCAGUUAAGCUACAUUUAUACCUGUAGUUUUCAAUUAAGAAUGUUCAAUAGGUCCACGCUGAUCUUUUAUCAUUUUUGGCUUGUUUUGCAGAUAUUCAGCUCACUUUUAUUCAUGUCUUUUUUUAAUCUUUUUUGUUUACUUGUGUAAUGGAGCAUUAAAUCAACAUUUAUACAAACAUUGGGUUGGGUAAAGCUCUUUGACUUUAAUUUGGUUUCAUGGACGUCGCUUUUGUUGUGCUCAGAGGGAUUUUUUGUGUUUGUUUUUCUUUUUAGAACUUAAUACAAAGAUGGUUUUCCCUUUCUGUGUUAUUUUUAUUUAAUAAGGGGCACAUGAUGGAACGCAUCGUGCUUCAUAUUGAAUACCACCUAAAAAUCAUCCCAUUGCCAUCAAUUUCUCACUGAACUGCUGUGAGGACAAGACAUUCCAGCCUCCCAUUUAUUCAAUUUGUGCUAACAAAAGUUGUAUUUUAUAUCCUUUUUUUGAAGUGACAGUUGUUGAAAUAAAGUGUCAUAAAUGGCAGCCAGAUGUGUAA